This is a messenger RNA of Amoebophrya sp. A25, 7588 nucleotides long. The record is from the annotation of a GenBank genome assembly. NCBI's taxonomy places the organism in Eukaryota, Dinophyceae, Syndiniales, Amoebophryaceae.
AGAAAACAUGGGUCAUCUAAAAAGAGAUGACGGGAACAGGGAAAUGUGUCUGUUGUAAAGGUUUUAGUUUCGACGGUCACUCAUAGGCAUAGUCUUCCAAUGUCAAAAUUAGAAGGCAUUGGGUGUAGAAAAGUAGGCAAUAGGGUAAGUUAGCACGAUGUCCCCCUACCAAAACUUCUAGUAGCGUGUUUGAUAGUUUUGCUGUAAUCUAUAGCCAUCGGUCUCCACAUGUGAUGUAAUUUUACUAACUCGUCAGUCUCGGUAACUUCGUCCUGAGCUUGCUUUCGUUGCUUCAUUUCUUCAUCUAGGUUGAGUUACGAUUUGGUAGAACUAGAAGCUGCUGUAAGUCACUAGAUCGUCGACAAGAUUCAAUAAGAAUUAGAAUCAAUUCGAUAAAUAUCUUUUUCUAGUUUUGAAGGAUGUCCCCCACGGGGUCUUCGCAUCUGUCCGGACGUCUAUCCUCGUCAACGGUACCUGAAGGUGUGGUCGCUUCCUCUUCCUCCCAAGAAGAGUCGAGCGGUACAGAUCCUCCUGGGCUUGGCCUCGAUGUUGGUGGAGCAAGUAAGAGGACUAAGAAUCUCAGCACGAAGCCGGACACAAAGAAUAGGAAAAUGAACGGUCAAGACGAGGAGCAUAACCCUUUUAGCAGUGGAAUGUCUUUGAUGGGUGCUGCGGCAGUCCCUGGCGCGACGACGACCUCAACGUACACUUACGACCUUUUUGGAGGUGGUGCAAGUUCCUCAGGAGGCGGUGGAGGUGUAACUUCGAUGAAUAUGAUGAAAGACAGCGACACGCCGUCUUUACUAUUUCCGCCAGCUAGCGGCGUAGGUAGCGGUUCUAGCGCCAUCAAUGGCCAAACCAGUGCUACGACAAGCCGCGGAAAGUGGUUUCCUCGUCCAGUUCCGGUUCGCGGAAGCAGCGACGGUUCAUCACAUACUUCGCAUCUGAUGUUGCUGUCGUCCCAGCAUCUUGGAGGAGGAGGUGCCGGAACAGUAGAUCGUGCGUCGCCGUCUUCGGGCUCUACUUCGGCAAGACACCCGCAGCCCGCAUCGUCGAGCUCGAAGCGCGUUGUGAAGGCUAGUCGUAGCGUGCACUCGUUCAUUCAAGGAUCACCAGGCGAUGAGCCGUCCAUGCGUCGCGAUGGUAGUCGGGCGACUUUGUUCCACGAGAACGAUAAAAAUGGAAAUGCCAGUUCCUCGACGAAGGUAAAAAACAAGCAAGACCACAGCAAAAUGCUGACUACAACAAGAAGAGAGUCGACGAACAAAGAUCCACGACGAGCAAAUACUUCCAGAAGAAGAAGAAAUGACCAAACACAAACGCAAAGCACCAGUAGCAGAUACGCAGAUCAUAAACACAGAGACGAUGACGAUGCUCUUCUGGCCACAAGAUUGAGUGGAAGCGGCGCAAAACCUCCGAAUAGCGAAGAUUAUAUGAAUUUCGAAUCUGAUGAUGCAGCCACAGCUGAAAACGAAGAAGACGAAUUAUUGCGGUCCGUAGAUGUGGGUAAAAGCCGAAGAUCCAAGUCGAACAGUACUAAGAUGACAUCAAGUAGACACGAUGUGGUUUGCUCCGGCUGUCCUGUCAGUGACCACAGUCGUGCAGGUGAUGGGAACGGGAUAAUGAACAACUACAGCACAGCUAGUGCUGUGCGCGGUGGAGCACGAGGUGACAAGCUACUGCCGAGUCCUAGUGACGGGAGCGGACAAGCAGUGAGACACGUGAAUGGGGUCGCUGACAGGAGGGAAGCAGAUCAAGACAGUAACAUUUGCCGCAGUUGCGGUGUCGGCAUACCAACCGGCGUGCCGUUUGUAAUUGAAGGUCUUUCGGGCGAUCGAUACCACGAGGAGUGCUUCCUCUGUGUUGAUUGUGGGAAACAGGUAUGUAUCUCUUGUAUUACGAGUAGUUUGAGAAUGAAUAUAUCAUACUUUUAUCAGUAUUCACCAGGUCCUCCGGGUCCAAAAAGUGAAUCCCUAAGCCCAAGUCAUCCUGAGUCCUCACAGCUAGACUCGACAGUGACUUAAUCGAACUUAUACAACAGGUGGACAGCGAAGAGUAUAAGCCGACUGAGGACGGACCGCAGUGUUUAGAGUGCGCGUUACCGCAGUGUCACCAGUGCCGCAAUCUAAUUUUGGGGACGGUGUGCGUCGCGCGGACCCCAGAAGGUGUGGAUUUGAAAUUCCAUACGCAAUGCUUACGGUGUAUAAAGUGCGGGCAUUCCAUACAACACAAGUACAAAGCCGGGGAGGAUGGGUUCUUGUGCCGCUCGUGCGCGAACCCGCACUGCGAUCGAUGCAAGAAAAUCAUUGAUGGUACUUAAUAUAAAGUAGGAUAUUUGCCUUGAGGAUUGCAUUGAUGGCAAUAUAAAGAAAAUUAUUAUAUCGUAAAAUUUCCUUGAGGAUUAAGAUUAUGUGAGCUCUAAUGUCUGAUUGUCCUCUUGAUACCAAGCCGAUGGUGGACAUUGAUUUUUUGCUCCAUGUUCAGACAAGUAGGCUGUGGGUCUGCCACUUGCUAUUUCUACAGGCACGUAACUAUUUUCUCUACAAUCAUUUAUCAGGUGGGAGCCAGUACUACCUGAACUCGACGACGAAAGCGCCGAUCUGUGGAGAAUGUCACGUGCCUGCAACGGGUAGCCGCGGAACCGUUAGCUGCGCCCAUUACGCUGUCGUUGCACCACCCGAAAGCUUCGUGAUGCGUCCUGUAGUGGAGGAGGUUUCAACCUCAACCACCGAAAUUCGUGGACAAGAGUACGAUUACCUGCAAUCGUCGCGAAGAGGUGGAUCACGGGAGCAACACCAGCAACUUACUACUUCGAAGAGCUCAAUUCGAAAUCACGGUCCUCUAGGAACAGCUGGGGGAACGGCAACACAGAUGCCAGCGUCGAGUACCACGAAUUUUCAUCGACCUCGUAAUCUUGGUGCUGGAGGGGGUGCAACAACGACUUUGCCAGAGUCGCAGCCUCCGUUUUUGCGUAGCUCUCCACGACUCCACGAUAGAGAAAUACAUCAAGAACAAGAACAGAACCAACCUGCUCCCUAUACGAGUACGAGUUCGUCUUCUACAACGCGCAGAGUUGAGGUGUGUCCGCAACAACGACCUAUCCUUUCAACGACGCACUUUGACAGACGCGAAGCGAUACCGAGUAGCUACUUCCAGGACAUUGAACGCGAACAUGCGGAAAACGAUCAUAAUUUGGCGCCGUCCAGUGCAACUGCGCAUAUGACUACGUUUAGCUCGCGUGCUGUACCAGACCGAGCUCCAAUAGUGCAGCGGACUUACGUUGUGGAGCGCGACCCUGCACUGCCGCGAAAGAACUACAACACCCCAGACGCUCUGUCUUCGAGCAGUGUUCGUUACGAUACCACUAGUGGCAUGAAUGUGCAAAGAGAGAGACCGAGGCUAGCAAGCUCCGAUAGGAUUGCGGUAGAAGAGGGAUACACCAGAGGCUACAACGAUCCGCGGCCAACGCCAGUGUCUGGCUUUCAUCAAUCGCCCACUUACACGACCUCUGCACGGCGAGAGGCGGCGCCUGUUACCCAUGGUGGAGGUACCACACAUGUUACAGUCGAAGAAAGGGCGAUACCAAUCGGAUCCGGGGCCCACUCAGCGACAACCAGAAUGAAUUUGGCAGACGCUCUGCGGCCAAACUAUGAAGCUGUGGAGCCACAACACAUGGUAACCGAAACUCGUAGACCGGUUGCUCCGCCGCCUAGUGACGCAUUCAGUCGGAGUGUGACGACGACAACAACAACGAGGCCCUUAGCCACUGGCGGAGGUGGAUUUCACAGUACGCGACGUCACGUCGAGGAGCGGCCGCAGAGUGCUCAAAGUGAACGCAUUGAGGUCAGAUCACUGCCGCGAUCGACGCAGCAAGUGGUCCAUGAGAGCGGCGUGGACCAGAUCACUACUGUAGCGCCACAGCACGCGGUAAAGGAGGAAGUCACACGCAUGCUGCCACAGCGGACGCAAUCGUUUGAAGUCUCGCAGCCUUCUGUUGCGGCUGCACCGCAUGCUCUGCAUGUGAACAGUUACCACGACCACGAGCCGCAACGGGACGAGCGACCUCAGACUUACCAGUCAACUACGUUUACGAGCGGGCCUACUUUAGCUCCACGACCUCGACAGGAGCACCGCGAGGUCAUGUCGACCACGACGCGGACAGCCACACGACCGCUUCCGCGGACACCAGGAUGGUCAUCUGGUUCAUACAACAGCACUUCCAGCAAGGAGAGACUGCCUCAAACCGCUGCUGUGCCGCAGCGGCCGCCCGUCUUUCAUUCUGCCACCGGUCCAGCUCCGCCUACUAACGGUUUCCGGAGUGAAUACCUCACGGAAGAACAACCGUUAAGAGGGGCCCGGGGCCCACCUGCUUCGGCGCCGCCGCGACUCGUGGUGACGACCAGGGAGGAUGAACGCAGCCAGGCGGCGGCGCCAUCAUUUCGCUGCGGCCCUUCUGCAGCGACCUUACAUCAACAUAGCCACAGCUUUGUUCCUUCACGGGAGGCUACUGUACCAGUGUCGUCGGAGCAAACACGAACAAAGGGCUUAGGGCCAAGGCGGUACCCGCCUGAGUAUGGUGCCCAACAUAGUGGUAGAGACGCGAUGAGCUCUGGGGAGCCGCACCACCCUCCACAAACAGUGUACGAAGAAACGACUGUGACAACGACCGCCCAGCCACAGCCGCCCGUUGCACGUGAGGCACCCGUGCCGCGGAUGAACGGCGGCACAUUUGAGAGUGAUAGCCGUGCCGUGCCUCCGCCGGAGCACCUUCGAUCACACCGCCGUUAUCCGCGACUACCGGCGACGAAUUUCGCGUCUGAGAUUCCUCCCGAGGAAGAUGUAGCGGCCGCGCCGCCUGUACAACCACCAUACCCUACAGAUAGGUACGCAACAGAAGAGGUGGUUACCACGACAAGAACACUCCCUUCUCCUUUGCACCCGCAUCACCAGCACUCGUACGUAGGCGGUUAUCGUGCGUCCCCACUGCAGGCUGUUCCACCACAUGCUUCAUCGUCCUCGCAUCAUGCUGCGUAUCAACCCUCUCAUCAGCAGCAUUAUGAACCUCCACAGUACGCACGCGCUGGUCCUGCGGAACCUAGGUAUCCGCACACAAGCGGGCAUUGGCUGCAAAGCUCGGCACAGUGGGAAAACGACCGCGCUCCACCUCACACGGUUGAGCAUCAUACAACUAGUAUUGGCCCAUACCAUUAUGAUCAUGGAGAAGCGGAACCUCCAGCAGAGGGUACCCCGCGGGUGCACCCACAAUACCACCCUGGUGCUGGACCGCCUCCGCACGACUACAAUGUGACAAGCUCAACAUUCAAGAGCACUGCGGAUCGCGAGCGUGGCGGCCCUAGUAGAGUUGGUUUGGGUCCGACACCGAGUCCAACUUAUGAUCAGCAUCACGAAAGUAGAGUGUUUUCGGAACAUCACCACCAGCAGCUUCCACCAGCAGAUCACAUUAAUGGAGGAGUAACCUUUUUUGCGCCCGACGGAAGGCUCUUCCAGGAAGUCGAUCCGAAUUCUGUGCAUCCAGACGAGAUUGCGCAGCAUAUGGCGGCUAUGAAUGGCGCUCCUGGCGAACACCAUGGCGACUAUGAGCACCAGUUCGCAAGCUCUUCGCGUUCGAGAGGUCGCAAAAAACGACGAAAAAGUAAGUCCUCUUACCGUGGAGGCGCCUCAAGCGGUCGAACACAUAGGACAAGAAGUCUUUCACCACGUAGAAGGACUUCGAGGACGGCUCGAAGUAGAUUUGAUGACGAAAGCGACAUUACUGGAUCUUCAGGGGACGAAGAGGACCUACUAGAAAACGAAUACUACAAUAAUCGUGGUCCGCGACCGCGGGAAGGUGUCCUCGGAGGAGAGCCGCCAUCUGGUUCUUCCUAUCGUAGUGAGUUCACUUUUGGUGGCGGAAGUAGGGACGUCGAUAGUCAUCGUGGCGAUAGCGGUGCGCGGUCUCGGGGACGCUCGAAGGGCUCCAACAGAAGUCGGGACCGUGGAAAACCAACGAGCUCAAAGCGGCACUUCGAAGAUUAUGAUGAGGGCUUUGAUGAAGAGGAAAUGAACGAGGCAGAGGCGGACAACGCAGCAGACGGUGGACGAGGGCGCCACAGAUUAGCGGACGCAGAGGAACACAGGACUGCAUUUAGAAGCGGACAACAAGGAUUUGGGUCGAGUAACUCGAGCAGCAGAAAGGCACUCUCUUCGCGGAGCACCACCGCCUCGCGCCAGCGGGCCCCUGCUACUGGGCAGUUCUCUUCUCGGAGCCGCAGAGGAAGCCCCGAAAUAAGCGAUGAAGAUGAUCGUGCUGGUUCUGGUGCAGAUGAUGCCGAAAAUAGUGCUGGUGGUAAUCAGGGGAAGGACAUGCAUGGAAGCGCUCGAUUGAGAAGCGGUUCCACUCGUCGACGACACAGAAGACAUUCAUCUCGUGGUGGGGCUCGUGGUGAGGAACAGGGUAGCAGUACUAAGCAAGACCAAGAGGAGCAGCAGGACGAUGUGACUCAAACUCCGAGCCCGCAGCCACGGAGCAAAGCGCCACUGCGCCGUGGGUCGACGAAAGGCGUUUUGGAGAAGAGAGGUCACUCACCCACGGGCACAGAAGAGGCAACGAGUUCCGCAAGCGUGUUUGCAACAAACGUUCUAACGAGACCGGCCCGUAGGUUGAUCGGGCCAUUUAUCGGGCCGCCUCCGCCGGGUGCAAAAAUUGUGCCGGCUUUCUAAAUGAAUUAAGUAGGCCUUUUCCUUGACCUAGCAAUUAACAAGAACAUGUACCAUAACGAAAAUGUAAAUGACUGUUAGUUUUCUUCGACAAGUUUGAAACCUCUUCUCAGCUCUCUUGAAUAUAUGUGCAUUUGUAGUUUUGCAGCGCCUUGUCGGAUUAUAGGGCAUGAUAUUGUGGUGGUGAUGUUGCCGUGUGGUUGUUCCACGCUUGCAGCUGAGAAGUCCCACUUGUGAUUUCAUUUUCUUUUCCGUGUCUUCAUAAUAUUGUGUCGAAGUCUUCUAUUGAUUUUUUCAAACGCAAACCGCGCAAGCGCUGUAAUUUUCUUUUCCGCAGAAAACCGAAAUUCAAUAGAUUUAUUGCGCAAAUACCGUCAGGAUUAUUAUUUCGUAAAUAAAGUACAUGUACAAGUAUCUUCUAGUUCUAGAGCUCGAUAACGUUGGAAAACUCGUUAUCUGAAUGAGCAGUGCGAUGGUCGUUUCUCAUGAAUCUUUCUGUGAGUGGUAUCUUCUAUGUUGUACACGUAGUUAUUCUGCUACAGGGAGAGACGUCGAGAGCGUCUGCAAUGAUGAUGUGAAAAUUAAGUAGAGCAGCUGAAACCGCGGCAAUAUUUGAACCUGGAACAACACCGCCUUUUCGUCACGUAGAUUCAUAUUUUUUCCGAUUUGUGCCUGCUGUAUCCAAAAAUGAUGUAACACCGCGCCCACCAGGCAGAAUUGUACCCUGUCCCAACGCCUGACGUAUGAAUGCAGAGCCAUAACCCCACUCGUCACCCCCCUGUCACCAAACUUGUAGAAUUCAUUACGCAAGUUCUUAUUUUGGCAUUUGUGUCGAAGGAAACCAAGUUUCUCUGAAUUUUUGGGAUUGCAU